AUAAGUCCAUCUAAUUACAGCGUCGUUCGUGGCGAGUCGGCGAAGAAGCAAGGCUCGUUCCGACUUUGCCGGAGCCGCAAAAUAGUUGUCAAAAUGGCGGGCGAAGGUUCUGCAAGUGUAAAUCUGAAUUGCGAGGUCGUUCGCGGACAAACGUUCGAGGUUGGCCCCCGAUACACAAAUUUGUCGUACAUGGGCGAGGGUGCCUAUGGGAUGGUCGUAUCUGCUUACGACAAUGUAACAAAAACAAAGGUAGCUAUUAAAAAAAUUUCACCUUUUGAACAUCAGACAUAUAGCCAGAGAACUUUGAGGGAAAUAAAAAUUUUGACCAGGUUUAAGCAUGAAAAUAUAAUAGAUAUAAGGGAUAUAUUAAGGGCACCUACCAUAGAACAAAUGAAAGAUGUAUAUAUUGUUCAAUGCCUGAUGGAAACUGAUCUCUACAAACUUCUUAAAACACAGGCUAUUAGUAAUGAUCACAUAUGCUAUUUUCUCUACCAAAUAUUACGAGGAUUGAAGUACAUUCAUUCAGCAAAUGUGUUGCACAGAGACUUGAAACCUAGCAACCUUCUCUUGAAUACCACAUGUGACCUUAAAAUCUGUGACUUUGGCUUAGCCAGAGUUGCUGAUCCAGAACACAAUCAUGCUGGCUUCCUUACAGAAUAUGUAGCAACAAGGUGGUACAGAGCUCCAGAAAUAAUGCUUAAUUCAAAGGGCUAUACAAAAUCUAUAGACAUCUGGUCUGUUGGUUGCAUACUUGCAGAGAUGCUUUCAAGACGAGCAAUAUUUCCAGGCAAACAUUACUUAGACCAACUGAAUCAUAUAUUGGGUGUUCUUGGUUCACCAUCUGCUGAGGAUCUUGAUUGCAUUGUUAACGAAAAGGCACGGAAUUAUCUUCAGUCAUUACCAUACAAACCAAAGGUUCCAUGGACAACUCUUUUCCCGACCGCAGAUCCACGAGCUUUGGAUCUUCUAGAUAAGAUGUUGACAUUUAAUCCUAACAAACGAAUCGUCGUGGAAGAUGCACUUGCACAUCCAUAUUUAGAACAAUAUUACGAUCCUUCUGAUGAGCCUGUCGCGGAAGAACCGUUUAAAUUAGACAUGGAGUUGGACGAUCUUCCAAAGGAAGUUUUAAAGCAAUACAUCUUCGAGGAGACUCUUCUAUUCCAGAGGAAUCAUCAGGAGAACGCUAUGUAGUCUACUGCUGCAAGAAGUGUGCAAGGUGACCAAAAAGGGGGUGAAGACGAGGCGUCAUAAUAACAGAAGUGUACUUCAUUUACAGUUGUUCACUUGAUCGAAUUUGUGAAGAAAAGAGAAGCUCUUCGAACGCGACACUGAUCGAGAAGAAAACAGGUCGAUCCAGCGGUUAAUGGGCGAAAAAGAAAGCGGUGAAUGAGGUAAAGCAAAAAAAAAACAACAACAAACGAAACUACGAUAAAGGGUAAUAAACAAAAGGAAAAAAAAACAAAAAACCGCAGUGUCCGCGCAUACACACUUGUACAUUCGCAUGUCUCUACCAGAAGGAAUACAAAAUACAGUGUUUUUUUUGUUACAUUGAACGCAUAAUAUUAAUUUGUACAAUAUAACUUUUAUUUAUCCGGAAUUUAUAUAGGUAAACACUAGUUGACGAUUAUAUAUUGUUGAUCACUGUCAUACCAUUGUCUGUGAUUUAAUUGCCGAGUGAGAACGGGUGUUCGUGUGUGGAGAAUAUAUACUUUGAGCCACGUAGCACAGCGACCGAUGAGAAAAUUAUGUGAGCGAGAGAAAGAGAGAGAGAGAGAGAGAGAAAGUAUAUGUGUGAAGAGAGGAAACUCCAACAAAGCGUGUGCUUGUCCAUAAUACCAAGAAUAAUAUGAUGCCUCUCAAUGCGUUGUAUUGUCAUUAAGACCGGUGUAUACCUGAAUUUUAGCAACAUCGAUUGAUCAUGUUCGAAUCCCUUGCUUGAACAGUCCGAAUACUGUUCCAUUCGAAAACUAGUAGACUGGGCGUUUUAAGACGGGUGUGAACACGAUGGAACAGUAGCAAAACAAAUAAAUUAAUUAACAAAACA
Megalopta genalis is the source of this 2044-nucleotide messenger RNA. It is a transcript of the gene rl, whose product is annotated as Mitogen-activated protein kinase rl. The record is from RefSeq and is a predicted model, not a curated record. Gene Ontology annotation, biological process: protein phosphorylation. Lineage: Eukaryota; Metazoa; Arthropoda; Insecta; Hymenoptera; Halictidae. Gene Ontology annotation, molecular function: MAP kinase activity; ATP binding.